GCCUCCCCCCGCGCCAUGCGCCGCACGCUCUGAACGGGCCCUUUAUUAUUAAUUAUUAUUAAUUAUUAUUAUUUUUAAAUUAUUUUGCUUUUUUUUUUGAGCACCGCCGGCAGCCUCCCGUCUCUUCCCAUCCCUCCCUCUUUAUAUUUUUUUCUUAAAUUUAAUUUUUAGAUUUUUUUUUGCUUUUCUGGCAGCGGGCAGAGGCGCGGGUCAGGCGCAGCCCCCCCGCUGCGGGAGGCGGCGGGACCCGCGUUCCCAGCGCGGAGACUGGCGCAUGCCACAGUCCGCCUCGGCCCCGCCGCCGCCUUCCCGCCGCCGCCCGCAGCCCGCCGCUGCCCCCCGCUGCUGCCGCCGCCGCGUCUCGGCUCCCGGCCCCUUCAUGCGCGACGGACGACAUCAUGCCCGUUUUGUAGCCGGGGGCCCCUCCUCUCGUCCCGCAUGUUCAGGACCAAACGCUCGGUGCUCGUUCGGCGGCUCUGGAGGAGCCGUGCGCCCGGUGGCGAGCAGCAGCAGCAGGAGGAGGAGGAGGCGGCGGCCGCCCAGCCCGCUCAAACGGCGGCGGCGGGGCUGGAGGCCCGGGCUCAUGUCGGCGGCGGUGGCGGUGGGGGAAGCGGGUGCUGCCCGGGGAAAGGGGGACGCGGUCACCGGGCUUCCGCGGGCGCGGAGGCGGAAUUGAAGGCGCUGACCCACGCCGUGUUGAAGCGGCUGAAGGAGCGGCAGCUGGAGGGUUUGCUGCACGCCGUGGAGUCCCGCGGCGGGGCGCGGACCCCUUGCCUGCUGCUGCCCGCCAAGGCCGACUCCCGGCUGGGCCAGCACUGGUACCCCUUGCCGGUGCUGCUCUGCAAGGUGUUCCGCUGGCCCGACCUCCGGCACUGCUCCGAAGUCAAGCGGUUAUGUGGCUGUGAAUCCUACGGCAAGGCUCACCCCGAGCUCGUCUGCUGCAACCCGCACCACCUCAGCCGGCUCUGCGAGCUAGAGUCUCCCCCUCCACCUUACUCCAGAUAUCCAAUGGAUUUUCUCAAACCAACUGCAGAUUGUCCAGACUCUGUGCCUUCCUCCACUGAAACAGGGGGAACUAAUUGUCUAGCCCCUGGGGGGCUUUCAGAUUCCCAACUUCUUCAGGAGCCCGGGGAUCGAUCACACUGGUGCGUGGUGGCAUACUGGGAAGAGAAGACUCGUGUGGGUCGGCUGUACUCUGUCCAAGAGCCCUCCCUGGAUAUCUUCUAUGAUCUACCUCAGGGGAAUGGUUUCUGCCUCGGACAGCUCAACUCAGACAACAAAAGCCAACUGGUGCAGAAGGUCCGGAGCAAGAUUGGCUAUGGCAUCCAGCUCACCAAGGAAGUGGACGGCGUGUGGGUGUACAACCGCAGCAGUUACCCCAUCUUCAUCAAGUCGGCCACACUGGACAACCCCGAUUCCAGGACGUUGCUGGUUCACAAAGUGUUCCCAGGUUUUUCCAUCAAGGCUUUUGACUACGAGAAGGCCUACAGCUUGCAGAGACCCAACGACCACGAGUUCAUGCAGCAACCAUGGACCGGAUUUACUGUCCAGAUCAGCUUUGUGAAAGGCUGGGGCCAGUGCUACACCAGACAGUUCAUCAGCAGUUGCCCGUGCUGGUUGGAGGUUAUUUUUAAUAACCGAUGACUCGAGACAGAGUGGACUCAUGACAUUUAUACUACUUUGCUGCUAUUAUUUCCUUCUGAGUGCUUGCUUUUCAUGCAACCUUUUUGGGUUUUUGUUUUGUUUUGUUUGUUUGUUCUGUUUGUUUUUCCCUGUGUUUUUUGAGGAAUAGCUUAUGGGAAGAUUAUUUUUUUUUGUUAAUUUUUUUUUACUUUUUAUUUGUUUUGCCUUGGGGUAUUUUGAUAACUCUUUUCCUUUUUUUCAAAGUGUGAAUGACCAAUUACUCAGAAGGGCAAAGGAAGGGUGCAAGGGGAGGGGGAUGGAUGGAUGGUGGAUGGAUCGCACACGAUAAUUAUUUCACACCUCUGAAAGGAUUAUCCGGCGCGACCAUCCCUGGGUUUGGAAGCCACGUGCUACAUGUUACAGUUCCUUCUCUUGGAUUAAACAACAAGAUACCUGUUAUUUUUUUAAUUCCCCAUUUUUAUCCCCUUUUGCUGCCAGCCACCCCCUGGUGACAGUGACACUGAGAGCCCUUCUCCAGCGGUGCUAAACCCCACGUUGCCGCCAAAGGAUGGUGCGAAACCUCCCCACCCGGGUCUUCAACCCACCUUUUUCAUUUGUAUUUGUAUUUUUAUUUUGGUCUUGUUGCUGGGUUCAUGUCUCAUCCCUGUGUUCAUCCUUCCACUGCUUCGUUGGGGUGUUUUUUUUUUUUUGUGUUCCUUCUUUUUAUGGUCAUGGAUUGAGAAGACAACAACCUCGUGCUUCAUCGCUUGAGCCUGAAACGCGAAGUGAUGGAAGCUGAAGCCUCAAAAGAAAAUGCUAAAAAAACCCCACCCCAUCAAAACCAACAAACCAAAUGAAAAAAACAAAAGGGGAAAAAAAAGAAGUGUUCACAAUAGCUGGGCUGUUGUCACCUGCUUCCAUCAGGUUAUCCCGGUACCAUCCUAUCUGGAAAUGCAGUUGUGCUUUUCAUUUCUUCUUGAAUUCAUACACGAGUAUGAUACUUUUACACUGUUCUUAGCUCAAUGAGCAUGUUUAGACCUUAACAUAAGCUAUUUUUCUAAAGAUAAAGGUUUAAAUGAACAAGAGAGCAUCCUCAUUGGAACUUUUAGCAUUGUAGUGCUUUGGAAAACAAAAAACAACCAACACAACAAACCACACACACACAAAAAGGACUCCUUGAACCUCCUCCCCCGUGAGAUUUAUUAAAGAAAAAAAAAUGUAUUUUAUGUUAUAUAUAAAUAUAUUAUUACUUGUAAAUACAAAGACAUUUUAUAAGCAUCAUUAUUUAUGUAUUGUGCAAUGUGUAUAAAUGAGAAGAGAAAAAAUAAGAAAGAUGCACUUUGCUUUAAUAUAAAUGCAAAUAACAAAUGCCAAAUGAAAACAGAAAAAAGAGAAAAAAAAGAACAACAAAAAAAAAGAACAUGAGAUUGGUGUUUCCUUUUUUUUUUUUCUUAUGGGUGUUUUUCAUCCAGAUGAAUGUUUGUUUGUUGUUUUUUCUAAAGGAGUUUUAUGUUCCAUUAAAAAAUAAAAACCUACACUUGA
Apus apus (common swift) is the source of this 3165-nucleotide messenger RNA. RefSeq names its product SMAD family member 7 (gene SMAD7). Bases 439 to 1644 code for a protein of 401 amino acids. Gene Ontology annotation, biological process: BMP signaling pathway; transforming growth factor beta receptor signaling pathway; anatomical structure morphogenesis. Gene Ontology annotation, cellular component: heteromeric SMAD protein complex. NCBI's taxonomy places the organism in Eukaryota, Metazoa, Chordata, Aves, Apodiformes, Apodidae. Gene Ontology annotation, molecular function: I-SMAD binding; transcription regulator inhibitor activity. The transcript is spliced from 4 exons. The record is from RefSeq and is a predicted model, not a curated record.